CAUAGACGUCAGCUGAUCUGUUCUUGGACAGUUGUCAAGAAGAAAACUUUUGGUUCUUCUCCCUGGUGUCAGGAUGGACAGCAGGCGAAGGCUUUAGCGACACGUUGGUCCCGUGGCAACGAAGCCGUGCACUUCUCCACUCAGCGAAGCGAACUGCAUUGGGCCCUUUUCUCUUCUCGCGCAGAUCCUUGGACUCGAUCGGCCGCCAUGGUGCAGGAGUACCAGUCUCCGGUGCGCGUCUACAAGCGGCCCUUUGAGUUAAUAAUGGCGGCCUACGUGCGGCGGUUCCCCAGGUGCCACUUGAUCCCAGUGUUUGUGGACAGUGAGGUCAUCAGUGAGAAGCAGAGUCCAGACGGAUCCACCCUGGUGACGGAGCGGCGCUGCACCAUUGACAUCGAAGCGCCGCGCCUUCUCAAGCGGAUUGCAGGGGUGGACCACCUCUACUUCAUCCAGAAGAACACGCUCAACCGACGCGACAGGACGCUGCACAUCGAGGUGCGCAACGAGACCUUCUCCAGCAGAGUGGUGGUGCACGAGUGCUGCAACUACACGGUUCACCCGGAGAACGAAGACUGGACCUGCUUCGAACAGACCGCCAGUCUGGACAUCAAGUCCUUCUUUGGCUUUGAGAGCACAGCGGAGAAGAUUGCCAUGAAGCAGUACGCCAGCAGCAUCAAGAAGGGCAAGGAGAUCAUCGAGUUCUACCUCAGGGAGCUGGAGGAGGAGGGCGUGACGCACCUUCCUCGCUGGACGGCCCCCUCAGCAGUGAGGGCCAUCCCGGCCCCCACAGCAGCGAGGGCCGUCCCGGCCAUUCGGGGCCAUGGCGAGGGGACCCCGGAGGGUUUGGCCGGUUCCCCCGACGGUCAGUGUCAGUGCUCUCCCUCCUCACUGACACACCCGUGUGUGAUCGCUGUGUUUCGCUCUGCAGACAAGUUGGAUGCGGAUUACAUCCGACGGUACCUGGGUGACCUGACGCCUCUGCAGGAGAGCUGCCUGAUCCGCCUGCGCCUCUGGCUGCAGGAGACCCACAAGGGCAAGAUUCCCAAAGAUCAGCAUGUCCUGCGCUUCCUAAGCGCCAGGGAUUUCCACCUGGACAAGGCCCGGGAGCUCCUGUGCCAGUCCCUGACCUGGAGGAAGCAGCACCAGGUGGAUUUCCUGCUGGACUCCUGGGAGCGGCCGCAGCUGCUCCAGGACUACUACUCUGGAGGCUGGCACCACCACGACCGAGAUGGACGUCCUCUGUACGUCCUGCGUCUGGGCCAGAUGGACACCAAGGGUUUGCUGCGAGCUCUGACCGAGGAGGUGCUGCUGAGACAGGUUCUGACCAUCAUCGAGGAGGGGCUGCAGCGGUGUGAAGAAAACACCAGAGUCUUCGGGCGACCCAUUAGCUGUUGGACCUGCCUGCUGGACCUGGAGGGUCUGAACAUGAGGCACCUGUGGAGACCGGGGGUGAAGGCUCUGCUGAGAAUCAUAGAGGUGGUGGAAGCCAACUACCCUGAGACGCUUGGCCGCCUGCUCAUCCUGCGGGCACCGAGGGUCUUCCCUGUCCUGUGGACCCUGGUCAGUCCCCUGAUCGACGAGAACACCCGCAAGAAGUUCCUAGUCUUUGCUGGGAACGACUACCAGGGUCCUGGAGGUCUGGAGAACUACAUAGACAGAGCCAUCAUCCCGGACUUCCUGGGCGGAGACAGCAUGUGCGACAUCCCGGAGGGUGGAACGGUUCCCAAGUGUCAGUACAGGACAGCUGAGGAGCUGGAGAGCCAGGAGAACCGCCUGCUGACUGACUCCAUUUACAAAAGUGCCAGCGUCUUCAAGGGCUCCCCUUUUGAGAUGCUGAUCCACAUCACAGAAGCCUCCUCUGUCAUCACCUGGGACUUUGACGUGUCUAAAGGCGACGUGAUGUUUAAGAUCUACCACUCCAGAAGAGCCCCACAGUCUCCCAGGAGAGAGGCGACGGUGGCGUCCAUCGGGGGGAGCCUCAACGUGCCGCUGAUCGAGCGGAGCUGGGUGCUGGGCCAGGACUACAGCAUGGUGGAGCGGGCGCUGGCGUGCAAGGACGGCGAGAGCGUUCAGGGCUCGCACGUCACUCGCUGGCCCGGCUUCUACAUCCUCCAGUGGAGCUUCAGCUGCGCCUCCGGUCUGGAUGAUGUGCUGGCCUCGCUGCAGGCCUCCUUCCACAAGUGCAAGGUCAUGUACUACACCGAGGUGUUGGCCUCUCAUGACUUCAGGGGCUCGGUGAGCAGCCUGGGGUCCAGUCACAGCGGCUUCUCCCAACUCAGCUCGGCCACCACCUCCUCCGUCCACUCCCAGAGCAGCUCCACCAUCUCACGGUAGCAUCGGCUCAAUUGGCUUCCCGAAUGGCCACCACGCACCUCGGCCACAAGGGGCGCCCUCUCGCUGCACCGCGUGCCUUCUGACCAGGAAGCAUCAAGUGAAUCUGACGUGCCAGCGGCAAAGUAACGGCGUGUGACGUGUUAGUCCGUAAUCAUGUUCAGGAUGAUCAACUGCUCGUCUGAGGGCGGUGCCGUAAUUACACCAGCUGACCGCCAGAUGUCAGUGUCCUCCCUCUGUUGUUUCUGGAAUCCUGUUGGGUGAAGUAUUAAAGAACGGUUUCGAGCGUGUUCUGACUCUUCUCGUCCCUCGGAUCUUUGUGGACUGUUUCCUUGCGCGGUGGAGCGCGAGGACUGGAGUGUAGCGGAGACACUGGGACUCUCACCAACAGCCCAUUUCCAUGGAGCUGUUCUGUGGUAAUGGCAGCAGUUGAACUCCCCUGAGCCGUGCAUGUUUCUGCCCGGUGGCUUUGCCAGAAGCACCGAGCGCUUUGACUAUUGCAGUGCACUGUGGUCGUCAUGAAAGCCUAAGAGUGGAGCUCUGCUCAGAGUCCUGGUCCUCGGUCUGGUCCAGCCCAGUCCUCCGUCCCGCUGAUGCCGCUGACCUCUGGCUGCAUCAGCACCGGGUCAUCACGUCACCACUCCCCUCCAGGCCGCCUCUCGCCGACAUGGCUCUCUUCAGUGGGAGAUCUGAGAGCGUGGCUGCCCACC
This is a messenger RNA of Synchiropus splendidus (mandarinfish), 3041 nucleotides long. RefSeq names its product SEC14-like protein 1 (gene sec14l1). Gene Ontology annotation, cellular component: cytosol; cytoplasm. Gene Ontology annotation, biological process: negative regulation of RIG-I signaling pathway. Gene Ontology annotation, molecular function: RIG-I binding. The transcript has 15 exons. NCBI's taxonomy places the organism in Eukaryota, Metazoa, Chordata, Actinopteri, Syngnathiformes, Callionymidae. The record is from RefSeq and is a predicted model, not a curated record. Bases 208 to 2334 code for a protein of 708 amino acids.